AUGACGACAUUUGAUACUGUUCCCUCGCCGCCAUCAACGCUGCGUCCAACACGCGCUUCGCGACCCACAACCCCCGACCGUGGUAUGCUCAUCACGCCAUCCCCCAAACGUCACAUGCAUCCCAAGCAGCAUCCGGAGGAGAUGACAUCAAAAUUAUCCCCCUCCAACGUAUCUUCUCAUUUCCGAGGGGUAUUGCAAGAAUCUGGACUUAUCAACCGGGAAAUUAAUUUCGCGCCCGCUCGCUCGCUCGCUUCGCCGCCGCCGCCGCCGAACAUGAGCGCGGGUGAGGCACUGGUUAACCAGCUGCUGCGGCAGCAGCAGCGGCAGCGUAAUCGGGGAACCUAUGAUCAAUUGCGAGCUCGUGCUGCUCAGCACCGGGACCGCGGUCAACACCUGCAACAGCGCGUGCGCUCUGUACAGCGCAACCAACAGGAACAGGACCGAGCCGUGCAACGCGAAGUUCAUCGUGAGGCAUGGCGCAUGGGCCACCGUAACCUACGCGCCGCCGCUCAACAACUUGAGGCCGAACUGCAGCCCAUUGCCCUCGCUCUCCUGGGUCCCGAUACCCACUACCGCCAGGCCAUCAACGAGCAAGCCGACCAACUCUUUCAUGCCCUUCAGACGGCCUAUCGCGACCUCCGCGCCGCCUGGCUCCGUCAACAACAGCAAGCCGAAAGCCUGCAGCAGGAUCAGACUGCCCCCGACACCCGUCUUCACCGUCUGCAAGCCAUGGUGGAUGACCAGUUCCUGGCCCUGCGACCCCAGGCCGAGGCCCUUCAAGCCGAACUCGCCCUCCUGGACCAGGUCGUCUCCACCCAUGCCCAACACGCAUCCCGCGCCGAUGCCCUGCAGCAAACCUGCCGCUCUCUCCUUGAACACUGUCCAGAUUCCGAUCUGUCCCAAGCACUCACCACUGAACUUGAUGAUUUGUUGCGAGAAGCACAGCAACGGCAAGCGGACUUGGACCAAGCUUAUCGCGUCAUUCUGGAGACUCCACACGGCGAUCUUGCUCCCGACCACUAUGCUACUCUGGAAUGGCUUCUCGAACUCUAUCGCUCCCUCACCCUCCCACCAGCCCUCAAAUCAAAGGGCGUCACGCGUCGCCUCCUGGCGGUGGAGCGAGCAGCCCAGGUUUUGGGCAUUGAUCGCAAUACCAUUUCCAACCACGAGAACCACAUUCUUGGCCGCACCUUCUACCGGCGCAAGCAAAAGUUCGUGAAUAUGCGCGGCUUCUCAUACGUGUUGAUUGCUAUGUUCGCCGAGGAUAGGGAGCACACACUCACCACGCUCCGCGAGCUGCAGGAAUAUCAUACUUACUUGCAGCAGGCAGUGACCGAUGCCAUCGCUGCCGCCUUUGCCGAUGAGCAGGCAACCAGCGAGCGAGAGCGCCAACAACAACGGCAGCUACGCCUCUACACCACGCUGCAGCAGCUUCGCGCCCAGCGCCAAGCUGCGCUCCAAGCCCGCCUACGCGAGGCGGAGGAGACAGAGCAGCGACAGCGUCGAGCGACCGCAGCCGAGGCUGAGCGGGAGCGCGCCGAGCGACAGCGCAUCAAGGAUCUCAUCCGCCAGCGACAAGAGCAACAGCGCCAGGCCGAGGAAGCAUUUCAACGCCAACGAGCCGCCGCUGCUGAAGAAGCGCGGGCUGAGCGCCAACGACAACAACGUCACAAUCAACGUCGAACGUCCUAUCGACGCCGUGAACUAGAGGACCGUGAAGCUGAGCGCCAACGACAAGCCGAAGCAGAGUUGCGACUUGUUGAAGAGCGCGAACGUCGCCUCGAAGCGCUGCGUGCCCAGGUACGACCAGAGGUGGAGGAUGACCCCACCCGAGUCUGGCAACCGACCAAGGCUCAGCUUCGUGCCGCCGAGGAUGCCCGCGAACAGCGACGCCUCCGCGAAGCCUUGCCCCGCUUGGGCGUUGAGGGAUAUAGCGAUACCACGGUCACGUCGGACCGUCGAUGGCGUCUCUUCCAGGCACUGCGUCACGCGGGACUGGACGGCACGGCCUACGGGCAAGCUGCCAUGGCUCAGGCAACCGCAACAGUGCCUCAAAGGCGAGACAUGAACGCAACGCUUUUUCAACCCAGUGGUGCCCUAUUGUAA
Molecule: messenger RNA, 2106 nt
Organism: Monosiga brevicollis MX1
Lineage: Eukaryota; Choanoflagellata; Craspedida; Salpingoecidae
Exons: 10
Coding region: 1-2106 (701 amino acids)
Source: RefSeq, a predicted model, not a curated record